UGCAGAGAAAUUAGUGACAGAAAAAUUAGUAAACAAAAUGUGAAACCUGACAGUCUUUUGCUAAAUGCAUUCAGUCUUGGGUCCAGACAGAUUUGUAUUUUGAUAUUAAAAAUUUACAAGUUUAUUGGCAAUUUGGGUGAAAAAGACAUAAAUUCACCUUGAGAGAGAGAGAAGAGAGAUUCCUUUUUAGGGUGUAGCUCUGCUUAGCUCCUUUAGGUUCUGCUGCUUCACAUACAACAUUCACAACUAGACUUUGCUUUCUUGUGUUCAGUUGCUUCAAAGCUACCAAAGCAUCCUCCUUUGAAUAGUAAAAGAGAAGAGAGAGUGAGAGAUGGAGCUUACUCAACAUGGGUUCUUGGAGGAGCUGCUAGCUCCAAUUAGAAGAGAGAGUUGGAGCACAUACUCUUCUGGGUUCAAUGAGUUCUUUCCUAUGAAUAAUGGGUGGAGCUUUGAUUCCAGUUUUGAAGAGAACCCAGUUCUGGUUUCCUCAUCAAAUCCUCAAUUUGGUGGGUUCUCUACACAAACUGAGCCAACCUUUGAAUGCCCAUUACUCACUGAGCAACAAGCCUCAUCAUUCCCUUUUGUUGAGGGAGGUGGAGUGCUCACAGUCCCAGCUGAGAUUGACUCCUCAUACACCAACAACAAUGAAAGUACUACCCCUCCAUUCCCACCGCAAGAUCAAGACUACCCUUCAAUGGUGGAGGAUGAGGAGUUUGGUAAUUUCCUUGGGAGUGAAAACCAGAGCAGCUGUUUGGAGUUAGAAGAGAGCAAGAAUGAUACUUGCAAAGUUGAGAUGGAACAACAAGGCAUUGGUAUCACUACAGACCAUGGUGACAUUCCUGUGGCUUUCAAUAUGGGAUUGUGUGGUGGAAAGAGAAGCUGCAGCAGCAAGUCUAAGAAGAUAGAAGGGCAGCCUUCAAAGAAUCUAAUGGCAGAGAGAAGAAGAAGGAAGCGCUUGAAUGACCGCCUUUCUAUGUUGAGAUCAAUUGUCCCCAAGAUUAGCAAGAUGGACAGAACAUCUAUACUUGGAGACACAAUAGACUACAUGAAAGAGCUUUUGGAACGAAUCAGUAAGUUGCAAGAGGAGAAAAUUGGAGAAGGUACAAAUAAGUUCAGCCCACUGGGUAUCAACAAGGACCUAAACUCAAGUGAGGUCUUAGUAAGAAAUUCCCCCAAGUUUGAUGUUGAGAGGAGAGAUAUGGACACCAGAAUAGACAUCUGCUGUGCAGCCAAGCCAGGAUUGUUGCUUUCAACAGUGAGCACUUUAGAAGCACUUGGCCUUGAUAUUCAACAGUGUGUUAUUAGCUGCUUCAAUGAUUUUUCAUUGCAAGCUUCAUGUUCAGAGGAUGCAGAACAGAGAACAAUGAUUAAUUCUGAGGAAAUAAAGCAAGCAUUGUUCAGAAAUGCAGGGUAUGGAGGGAGAUGCUUGUAGGAAUAAGGAAGAGGUCCAAGUGAGAAGUUGUAAUAACAUUGUCUUUGUUAAAUAAUUGUGCCUGUAUCAGAUCCAUCUCUCAGGCUAACUUUGUAUCAUAAACUCUCAAAUUUGGGCAAACUAUGUCUUCCGGAAGGGUAACUAGUCCUCAUCUAACAAAGCUGAUGCCAGAUAGAUAAUAACGAUUUCUUCUCAUUUCUUCUUC
Messenger RNA from Argentina anserina (silverweed cinquefoil), 1637 nucleotides. Its product is annotated as transcription factor bHLH93-like. The coding region runs from base 332 to 1432 and encodes 366 amino acids. Gene Ontology annotation, biological process: regulation of DNA-templated transcription. The transcript is spliced from 4 exons. NCBI's taxonomy places the organism in Eukaryota, Viridiplantae, Streptophyta, Magnoliopsida, Rosales, Rosaceae. Gene Ontology annotation, molecular function: DNA-binding transcription factor activity; sequence-specific DNA binding; protein dimerization activity. The record is from RefSeq and is a predicted model, not a curated record. Gene Ontology annotation, cellular component: nucleus.